This is a messenger RNA of Cicer arietinum (chickpea), 1199 nucleotides long. Its product is annotated as expansin-A10-like. Lineage: Eukaryota; Viridiplantae; Streptophyta; Magnoliopsida; Fabales; Fabaceae. Gene Ontology annotation, biological process: plant-type cell wall organization. The record is from RefSeq and is a predicted model, not a curated record. Gene Ontology annotation, cellular component: extracellular region.
GUUUUCUGCCUUUGCAUGGUCCCAAUUCUGUCAGCUUUGAUGUUGACUGACCUCUCUAUUUAUUCCAACUCCAAUCUCCCUUUCAUUUCCCCUCAAAAUCUCUUCACCACCUUCUUGAAAUUGUAUAAAAUGUCUCUUCUUGGAUUUCUUGGAAUUAUUUUCUCCAUGAUUUCAUGUGUUUAUGGUUAUGGUAACAAUUGGGGUUGGAUUAAUGCACAUGCAACUUUCUAUGGUGGCAGUGAUGCUUCUGGCACAAUGGGUGGGGCAUGUGGAUAUGGAAAUUUGUACAGUCAAGGUUAUGGGACUAAUACAGCAGCACUUAGCAGUGCAUUAUUCAACAAUGGUUUGAGUUGUGGUGCAUGCUAUGAAAUUAAAUGUGUUAAUGAUCCAAAAUGGUGUCUCCCUAGUUCCAUUGUUGUCACUGCCACUAAUUUCUGUCCCCCUGGUGGUUGGUGUGACCCUCCUAAUCAUCAUUUUGAUCUCUCUCAACCUGUUUUUCAACACAUUGCUCAAUAUAAAGCUGGUAUUGUUCCUGUUGUUUAUAGAAGGGUAAGGUGUAGAAGAAGAGGUGGAAUAAGAUUCACUAUAAAUGGCCAUUCUUAUUUCAACUUAGUCCUUGUGACUAAUGUUGGAGGUGCUGGUGAUGUUCAUUCUGUUUCCAUCAAAGGUUCAAGGACUAGAUGGCAAGCUAUGUCAAGGAAUUGGGGGCAAAAUUGGCAAAGCAACUCUUAUUUGAAUGGACAAAGUCUUUCAUUUGUAGUCACAACUAGUAAUGGUCAUAGUAUUGUGUCAUUUAAUGUUGCCCCAUCUAGUUGGUCCUUUGGACAAACCUACGUUGGAAGACAAUUCAUCUACUAACCAACCCUUUAAAUGCAUAUAGUCAAAAAGAACUAAGUUAUAGUUGAAUAUUAAUGUAGAUGUGUGAAUCUAUGUACUACUACUACUGACACUUUAUAUUGCAAGAGUGUUUAGUAUCCAGUACAUGAGUGUGUUUGAUAUUCAACAAAUGUUGGUAUCAAACAGUGACAUGACACUGAAUAUAUAUUUAUAUUGAAUCAUUAGUUUCUAUUUUCUUAAAUUAUUGUUGGUGUUUAAUGUCAGUAUCAUGUUUGUGUAUGUUUUAAUGUUUCCUAAGUGUUACUAUUUGGCACAACUAAGAUGGUUUAGUCCAUGUAAUACAUUUUGAUUUAUAUUGCAAA